Molecule: messenger RNA, 600 nt
Organism: Eucalyptus grandis
Lineage: Eukaryota; Viridiplantae; Streptophyta; Magnoliopsida; Myrtales; Myrtaceae
Product: calmodulin-binding protein 60 C-like
Exons: 3
Coding region: 1-600 (199 amino acids)
Biological process (GO): regulation of salicylic acid biosynthetic process
Cellular component (GO): nucleus
Molecular function (GO): DNA-binding transcription factor activity; calmodulin binding; sequence-specific DNA binding
Source: RefSeq, a predicted model, not a curated record
AUGACUAGGGAAUGCAGGAUUGAUGCUAGAUCUACGGGAAUAAAUGAUGUGAGGAACUUACGGCUUCAAUUUCAAACCAAACUGUCAGAUCCUCUGUUUACUGGAAGGAAACUACGGGGAGUUGGGGGUGCUCGCAUUUCCGUUGCCUUGAUCGAUGCGAAUACAGGGGAUGUCAUUACAUCAGGCCUGGAAUCCUCCAUUAAGUUGGAUGUCGUUGUGCUUGAAGGUGACUUCAACAAAGAUGAUGAGGAUGACUGGGCUCAUGAAGAGUUCGAGAAAUUCAUGGUUAAAGAGCGUCAACAAAAGGGGCUGCUUUUGACGGGAGAUCUCCAAGUGACACUCAAGGGAGGUAUUGGGGAGCUGGGAGAACUGAUAUUUACUGACAAUUCUAGCUGGAAUAGGAGUAAAAGAUUUAGGAUAGGGCUUAAGAAGGCAUCGGGUUAUUGUGGGAAUACGCGAAUCCGAGAAGCCAAAACAGAUGCCUUCCGUGUCAAGGAACAUAGAGGAGAAUCAUCCAAGAAACAUGACAUACCUGCAUUUGGCGAUGAGAUCUGGAGGUUGAAGAUGAUUGCCAAGGAUGGGAAAUAUCACCAAAACUGA